Molecule: messenger RNA, 606 nt
Organism: Podospora pseudocomata
Lineage: Eukaryota; Fungi; Ascomycota; Sordariomycetes; Sordariales; Podosporaceae
Exons: 3
Coding region: 1-606 (201 amino acids)
Source: RefSeq, a predicted model, not a curated record
AUGGUCACAGGCAAGCUGUGUUGUGAGAAAUUGCUUCAACCCCUGAACCCCACAAACCAUUUUUUUAGGGCAAACGUGGGGAUGAGGGGUGCGGGGGAGCCAAUUGCGGAGAAUGGCGGGGUCAUCCGGGUGGCUUCGACUCUUGUUUACUCAACAUGCCAACAUCGGCCUGGAGACGGGCAUAAUUUUUGGGGUGUAUUUUUUGCUUUCAGGGUUAUCGGGUCAACGCUAUCAGGAGGAGAUUUUGCACCGCGGACGCUCCUAUGGCGACCUCACUCAACACUCAAGCAAGACAUGUUCAGACUUCAACAGCAGCUGGAGAUUGUUGUCACCGCUUUGCUAUGGUGUCAAAGUAUCCCUACCGCCCGCUCAACCUACCACACAAACCCGCAACAGGGACAAUAUGGACGAGGUGUCAAGUCGAUUCAGCAGGGACACAUAGUGGUGGUUUUGUUUGGGGGUGACUGCCCUUUUGUUUUAAGAGAGGAUGGUGUUGAAAGGGGCAAACAUAGGACUGUGGGAGACGGGUAUAUGGAUGGGUUUAUAGAUGGAGAGGGCAUGACGGACGAAAUGGCUGGCCGAAAUCUAGAGUUCAUGAUUGUCUAG